AUGUCGCGGAACGGGUUAGUGGCCAGUAUCCGGAGGUAUGGGGUCGUCGAGGAGCGGCUGAGGAGCACCCCGAGUCCCUUUGAACAGCUGAGUCUGCAGAUGGACGACAUCUUGGGAGAUGGAGGGAUCCUGAAGGGCGUGGUCCAGCCUGGAGAGGGCCCGCCCAUAUCCCAGAAUGCUUCAGUAUUAAUGCAUUAUUCUGGUUUCCUGGAAUAUUCCGACCGACCUUUUGAAACCAGCACACACUUACAACAUCCGCGGAUGAUGAAAUUAGGGAAAGAUGUGACGCUGGUCGGCCUGGAGAUGGGUCUGCUCACCAUGAGGAAAGGAGAGUUCGCUCGUUUCCUCUUUCAACCCAAGUAUGCGUACGGGGACAUUGGUUGUCCCCCGACCAUUCCUGCUGCAGCCAUGAUUCUAUACGAGGUUCAGAUCGUUGACUUCCUCGACUCGGGACAAGUGGACGAGUUUCUCGCACUGAGUCAGGAGGAGCAGAACGCCGUUCCUCUUCCAAGACUUCUUGAGGUUGUAAACACAGUACAAACCUUUGGCAACCGCUGCUUCAACCAGAGGCGUUACUAUAUCGCCAAGGAUCGCUAUAAAGAGGCCGUGACGCUGCUGGUGAGCAGGGAAUCCCAGACUGAUGCAGAAAAGGAGAAGAUCAACGCAGCCCUGCUUCCUCUCUAUCUGAACCUCUGUGUCACCCAGCUGCGUCUGGAGUGCCCGCACAAGGCGCUGAAGUACGGCAACAAAGUCUUGGAGAUCGACUCAGCCAACACCAAGGCUCUUUACCGCUGUGGAAAGGCGUACCUGGAGCUGGGUGACUAUGAGAGCGCCCAGGGUUGCCUCAUAAGUGCUCAGGCAAAGAAGCCCUUUGACAGUGACAUCAACAACCUCCUGAGGAAAGUGACAAUAUGCUAUAAAGAAAAAUUGGACGAGCAGAAAGACAUGUGCACCAAGAUGUGCAGGGACUUCAGGGGAGAGUCCAAGUGA
This is a messenger RNA of Limanda limanda (common dab), 990 nucleotides long. It is a transcript of the gene fkbp6, whose product is annotated as FKBP prolyl isomerase 6. The transcript is spliced from 8 exons. Bases 1 to 990 code for a protein of 329 amino acids. The record is from RefSeq and is a predicted model, not a curated record. Gene Ontology annotation, molecular function: peptidyl-prolyl cis-trans isomerase activity; protein binding. Lineage: Eukaryota; Metazoa; Chordata; Actinopteri; Pleuronectiformes; Pleuronectidae.